Messenger RNA from Cricetulus griseus (Chinese hamster), 1031 nucleotides. NCBI's taxonomy places the organism in Eukaryota, Metazoa, Chordata, Mammalia, Rodentia, Cricetidae. The record is from RefSeq and is a predicted model, not a curated record.
CACCCCCUUUUACUAGAAAAUCAUGGAUGCUGAUACUGACAACAAAAAGCACUCACCAGAGAAAGAAGUUAUGAAAACUGAACAAAAUGAGGGAUUAAUUCAUGAAAUUAUGAGGGAAAACUUGCACCUGGAACAGGAGAUCAAAAAGCUUGAAGCAGAGUUAUGUUCGGACGCCAGAGAAUUCCAAAUUAAAGAGAAUAUACCAGAAAGAAAUCUUAAAUUCAUCUCAGUGGAGAGUUCGGAGCAUGAUGACCGGUUCUCAAAUAGUUGCUGUUCAUUUCAAGUGAGCUCACAAAUUUCUUAUGAGAUCCAGAAGGGACAAGCACUUAUCACCUUUGAGAAGGAAGAAGUUGCACAGAAUGUGAUAACGAUGGGGAAGCAUGUCGUGCAGAUGGAGAAAGCCCCUGUGAAGGUCACUGCACAUCCAGUCCCGCUAAACAUAGGAGUCAAAUUCCAGGUUCACGUGAACAUUUCUAAAAUGAAGAUCAACGUGACGGGAAUUCCUGAUGAACUUCCUGAAGAGCAGACAAGAGACAAGCUGGAACUGAGCUUCUGUAAGUCCAAGAAUGGAGGUGGAGAGGUGGAAAGUGUGGACUAUGAUAAGAAGUCAGGAAGCGCUGUGAUCACGUUUGUGGAAGCUGGAGUUGCUGACAAGAUUUUGAAGAAGAAAGACUAUCCUCUUAACAUGAAUUCAAAGUGCUAUAGAGUUACAGUUACUCCGUUUAUAGAGAGACGCUUGGAAAAGUACCAGGUGUUUUCAGCCAUAUCUAAGAGGACGGUGCUUCUGACUGGGUUAGAAGACGUUUGGAUGGAUGAAGAGAUUGUGGAGGAUCUAAUCAGCAUUCACUUCCAAAGGAAGAAUAAUGGAGGUGGAGAAGUAGACGUGGUCAAGUGUUCUUUAGAUCAGCCUUACAUAGCAUAUUUUGAAGACUAGGCCAGAGAAACCAUAUGGAAAUUAUAGCUUUGAGCUCAAAUUACUGUAAACAUCUACAAAAUACUGCUUUCCUUAAAAAAUAAAAAAAUAACUUUAA